UCAGUCUGUUUGGAUUAUUGUAGCAGCUCAGGCCUCUCACAUGCCUUCUUGUCACUGCCUCCUGGACAUAAUACAGCAUAUCAUACAUGUGGAGAAUUAGGUGACGAAGAGCAGCGUUUGUUUUCAGUGAAGAGAGAGAACAGAAGAGGAGAGCAGCCAUGGAGUUGAAGGUGCAGGGUAAGAGGAAGAGGGACUUCUAUGCCAGAGCUUUAGGAUGGCCAGUGAAGGCUCCACUAUCCCCAGUCCUGUCGUCCGCCAAAUUGACAAGCAGUUCUUGAUCUGCAGCAUAUGUCUGGACCGCUACGAGAACCCCAAAGUCCUGCCCUGCCUGCACACCUUCUGUGAGCGGUGCCUGCAGAAUUAUAUCCCGGCCCACAGCCUCACACUGUCGUGCCCCGUGUGCCGCCAGACCUCAAUCCUGCCGGAGAAGGGUGUGGCGGCGUUGCAGAAUAACUUCUUCAUCACCAACCUGAUGGACGUGCUGCAGCGGGCACCGGGCAGCUGCAGCCAAGAGGCCGCCGCUCUCAACAACAUCACCACUGUGGCUACAGGCCAACUACUCUCCUGCCCAAACCAUGGAGGCAGCGUGAUGGAGUUUUACUGUCCUCCGUGUGAGACAGCCAUGUGUCAGGAGUGCACGAGCGGCGAACACGGAGAGCACCCGACCGUGCCUCUUAAAGACGUAGUGGAACAGCACAAGGCCUCAUUGCACCACCAGCUAGAUGCUGUCAAGAAGAGGUUACCAGAGAUCGACUCAGCCCUGCAGACGCUGUCAGAGAUUCUUCAGCAGCUGACCAAUCAGAAGAGCGCCAUCGAGGACGACAUCCACGCGACCUUCGAUGAGCUGCAGAAGACCCUCAAUGUCCGCAAGAGCGUUCUACUCAUGGAGCUGGAAGUCAACUAUGGCCUCAAGCAAAAGGUGCUCCAAGCCCAGCUGGACACCCUGCUGCAGGGCCAAGAGGGCAUCACCAGUAGCUGCAACUUCACGGAGCAGGCCUUGAGCCAGGGCACCGAGGCCGAGGUGCUGCUGGUGAAGAAGCAGAUGGGCGAGCGUCUCGUCGAGCUGGCCAACCAGGAGCUUCCGCUGCAGCCCGGAGAGAACAACCAGCUGGACUUCCUCGUGGAAACGGAAGGACUAAAAAAGUCCAUCCACAACCUGGGCACUAUUGUGACCACCAACGCCGUGGCCUCCGAGACUGUGGCGACAGGCGAGGGGCUGCGGCAUUGUGUGGUAGGCGUGCCCACCUCCAUCACCAUCACUACUAAGGACAAAGAUGGAGAUCUGUGCAAGAUGGGCAACGCAGUCAUCGCCGCUGAAAUGUUUUCGCCUGACGGCGGCAAGUGUGACGGAGACGUGCUCGACAACAAGAACGGCACUUAUGAGUACUUGUUCACAGCUCCUAAAGAGGGCACGUGCACUUUAUCUCUGCGCUUAUAUGACCAACACAUCAAAGGGAGCCCCUUUAAGAUAAAGGCCACCAAAUCCAUUGACGUGUCACCGACUUCAGACGGCGUUAAGAAGAGGCUCAAGUCUCCGGGCAGCGGACACGUCAAGCAGAAGGCCAUCAAGAGGCCGGCCAGUAUGUACAGCACAGGGAGGAGGAAAGAGAAUCCCAUUGAGGACGACCUUAUCUUCAGAAUCGGCACAAAGGGAAGAAACAAAGGGGAGUUCACGAACCUGCAGGGAGUGGCUGCCUCCUCUCAGGGGAAGGUGCUGAUAGCAGACAGCAACAACCAGUGUGUGCAGAUUUUCUCCAACGACGGCCAGUUCAGAAGUCGUUUCGGCAUCCGGGGCAGGAGUGCGCUCAGUCUACGUGCAAACACAUAGAAGGCAGCUUCGGGGGUUUUAUGUGUUAAUGCAAACAGUAAUACUGACCAUUACUUGUAUUUUUGUGAUUGUAAGUACUCAUUUCCUCACGUGUGGCUUCGUGAAAUAAAAUCUCUCCAGAACAAGAUCGGCUCGGGGAAGCUGAUGGGUCCUAAAGGCGUGUCGGUGGACAGAAAUGGCCACAUCAUCGUGGUCGACAACAAGUCCUGCUGCGUCUUCAUCUUCCAGGUCAACGGCAAGCUGGUCACCAAGUUUGGUAACCGUGGCAACGGUGACAGGCAGUUUGCAGGCCCUCACUUUGCUGCUGUCAACAACAACAACGAGAUCAUUGUGACAGAUUUCCACAACCACUCAGUCAAGGUGUUCAACACAGAAGGAGAAUUCUUGCUGAAAUUUGGCUCCAAUGGUGAAGGCAAUGGCCAGUUCAACGCCCCCACAGGAGUGGCGGUGGACGUCAAUGGAAACAUCAUAGUAGCCGACUGGGGCAACAGCAGGAUACAGGUGUUUGAUGGCAGCGGUUCAUUCCUCUCUUACAUCAACACGUCAGCGGACCCCCUCUAUGGCCCGCAGGGACUGGCGCUCACUUCAGACGGACACGUCGUGGUCGCCGAUUCUGGCAACCACUGCUUCAAAGUCUACCGCUACCUGCAGUAGCCACUCGACACAAAGCCUGUACAGUGUACAUAUGUACAAACAUGCAGUAGUACGGAGCAACUGGAAGUUUUUUGCACUCCCCCCCCCCUCACCACUCUUGAAUCUUGCUGUCAUUGUGCCAUCUGUUUGACCUUUCUCCCUCCCCAAACUAACACGAGAGACUUUAUUAGUGGUGCGAGGGAAGCGAGAUGACCUCUGACCUACACGAAUGGCUGCUGCUGAUUGGUGCUCACUUGAGACCUCGUUCACCUUCCAUCUUAAUGUGGAGUAUUUGAAAAGGCUUUAACGCGGUCCACAUGGUAGAGCUUUGAACUGCCACAUGGCAGAAACUGAAAAUAAAUAAAUAAAUACUUUUGCACUUGUUUCUCAAAUCACUGGCUGUAUUAAGUAAAGUCAUAAUUAAAGUAAAAGGUACCUUAGUCACCUGAGAAAUAAUGAAAUUCCAUCUAUAGCAGCAGUGACUACAGCUUCCUGCUAAAUGCUCUCAAGGGUUUUUACAUUUUGCCUCUUCACUAUAAAAGUGUUCCACCCUCUGUAGGUAUAGCAGGGUAUUUAAGAGCAUGAUUAAGAUGUUUUUGUGCAUGCGGUUUUUACUUAAACACGUUAAACUGUGCGUAUGAAACAGUUUCCAGCUGAACACCUUCUAACAGAGACGCUGUUUCACUUCUAUUUGAAUGUGAAAGCUCUUCAGUGAGCUGUGUCAUCACUUGGAAUAAAAAAAAAAACAGUAUGCUGACAAGUGGGACUGUAUGAAUUAAGGGUACCAAACAUAAGCCACCUGAUAUGCUUCUGCUGUGUAUGAUGCCUCUUAACAUUUCUGCUGUGAUCGUGUGCAGACCCCUCGAGUUGCAGAAUUUGAAUGAAAAGCUAAAUACUUGGAAUGAACUCGGCAGGAUGCAUCCUAUUAAGUUUCGAUUGAAAGGUUUCUUCAUCACACUGAAAGCAGAGGUGCAGAACUGCGAUCACCGUCACUCCUCCAUGUGCUCUUAUAACUUCAGAUAAAUCUAUAGAGUGACUAACAGAUUGUGUUUUAGCAACACAUAAUUUGUCUACCUUCACAAUCAGCAAUAGAAAGUUUGGCAGUCGAGGUGCACGUUAAGUGAUAAUGCACUGUGUUCCUAUUAGAAAGCCUUGUUUGUCUUCAAGCACACAACUGUCAUUAUUUGUUAUCCAGAAUCGGGUCAUCGAUUUUCUACACGAUCUUGUAAAUUGUUUGUUUUCCAUUGUCCUGUUUAUAUUUGUAAUGCCAAAUGGAAUUAAAGUGCCCAUAGAAAUGAA
This is a messenger RNA of Neolamprologus brichardi, 3760 nucleotides long. Lineage: Eukaryota; Metazoa; Chordata; Actinopteri; Cichliformes; Cichlidae. The record is from RefSeq and is a predicted model, not a curated record.